Messenger RNA from Pezoporus flaviventris, 2771 nucleotides. RefSeq names its product multiple inositol-polyphosphate phosphatase 1 (gene MINPP1). Gene Ontology annotation, molecular function: acid phosphatase activity; inositol phosphate phosphatase activity. Bases 32 to 1423 code for a protein of 463 amino acids. The transcript has 5 exons. The record is from RefSeq and is a predicted model, not a curated record. NCBI's taxonomy places the organism in Eukaryota, Metazoa, Chordata, Aves, Psittaciformes, Psittacidae.
CUCUUCCUGCAGGAGCCCUGCAGUUGCCGCCAUGGCGUCGCUGCGGGUGGUAGCUGCGUUCCUUUCUGCCGUUCUCCUCCCUUUGCUGGAGGUGGCGAGCGCGGGAUUGAACGGCUACUUCGGCACCAAGUCGCGCUACGAGGAUGUGAACCCGUACCUGGUGCGCGACCCGCUGUCUCUGGGUCCCGCCGCGGUCGGGUCCGGGCUGCCGCCCUCCUGCGCGCCGCUGCAGCUCCGCGCCUUGCUCCGCCACGGCACCCGCUACCCCACGGCCGAGCAGAUCCGCCGCCUGGGCGACCUGCACGCCCGCCUCCUCCGCCGCCGCCCCGCCGCUGACGCAGGAUCUGCCGCAGCAGCCUGUCCCGUCGCUGCCGACCUAGCCGCCUGGCAGAUGUGGUAUAACGAGAGCCUCGACGGGCGGCUGGCGCCACAGGGCCGGCGCGAUAUGGAGCACCUGGCCCGCCGCUUGGCCGCCCGCUUCCCCGCCCUCUUCGCCGCCCGCCGCCGCCUGGUGCUGGCCAGCAGCUCCAAGCACCGCUGCCUGCAGAGCGGCGCCGCCUUCCGCCGCGGGCUCGGACCGUCCUUCAGCCUCGGCAGCGACGAAGCAGAGGUGGAAGUUAAUGAUUCCUUGAUGCGAUUUUUUGAUCACUGCGCCAAGUUUGUAGCCUUGGUGGAAGAGAACGCCACGGCGAUGUGCCAGGUGAAGGCUUUCAAAGAGGGGCCAGAGAUGAAGAAGGUCGUGGAGAAGGUUGCAAGUGCCUUGUGUUUGCCGGUGGAGGAGCUAAAUGCAGAUCUUGUUCAAGUGGCUUUUCUCACCUGCUCAUAUGAGUUAGCUAUAAAAAAUGUGACCUCCCCAUGGUGUUCACUCUUCAGUGAAGAAGAUGCCAAGGUACUGGAAUACCUGAAUGACCUGAAGCAGUACUGGAAGAGAGGAUAUGGCUAUGACAUAAAUAGUCGCUCCAGCUGUAUUUUAUUCCAAGAUAUCUUCCAGCAUUUGGACAAAGCAGUGGAAGAGAGCAAAAGUUCAAAACCUAUUUCUUCACCUGUGAUUGUACAAGUUGGACAUGCAGAGACACUUCAGCCACUGCUUGCCCUUAUGGGUUUCUUCAAAGAUGAUGAGCCUCUCAAGGCAAACAAUUACAUCAGGCAGGCGCAUCGGAAAUUUCGCACUGGCCGGAUCGUGCCUUAUGCCGCCAACCUGGUAUUUGUGCUUUACCACUGUGAUCAAGUGAAAAACCCUGAAGAAGAGUAUCAAGUACAGAUGCUGCUGAAUGAAAAACUGAUGUUGUUUCAGCACUCAAAUGAAACCAUCUCUACUUACGCAGACCUCAAGGACUAUUACAAGAACAUCCUGGAAAACUGCCACUUCAAAGAAGAGUGUGAAUUGCCAAAAGUUAAUAAUACUGCUAUUGAUGAACUUUGAGGGAAUGAAAUGGAGUGGGUGUUCUGAAAAUUGAUCUCGGUUCUGUUUGACAGAUGUUGUGAACAACCACUUUUGAUAAUUUGCUGCUGCCAUGUUGACUUUGAAAAUUUGAUGGGUUGCUUAUGCAAAUAAGUAAUUUCAUUGGUCAUUCCUCUUAUGAAUGUGCCAUAGAUGGAUUUUUAAGAGCUGGUGCAACUUCUGUUUUAUCAGGUGUUGGAUGGAUUCACUAUUGCUUUGCUCUGCCUCUUUUGCUAGCUGCUUUUUUCCUGUGGCAGGCAUGAAAUAAUUCCAACCUGUGAGCUUUUCUGCUCCUUUUCCUGAGCUUCUAGGAGAGAGAGAGUACAUAGUACUUCUGCACAGCUGCCCAGUAUCUGGCUGGACAGUACCACAUGAACAACUUCCUCGGGCAUUUAAAGCAGGCAGAGUUGCAGUGUUCCUGCAUUCGUCAUUGACCUACCCUGCAUAGCAAGUUAGCCUCCAGGGUAAGUAGACUUAAAGUGAGGCAAUGGGAAGAUGCUCUGGGAGAUGCAGCAGUUGUUCUCUGAGUAAUCUGGUGUGUCUUUCACUUGACACCAUCAAUUUCUUGUGUUAAAGUUUUGGGUUAGGGCAUUCAGAUUAGGGUCUGCUACGUAUCUUGGUCCUGAUGAGGUGCUGACACUUGUCCUAGCAGCUCUGGUUGGAAGGGACCUCUGGAGGUCUGCAGUCCAGCCUCCUGCUUGAAAUGGGAUUGUUGCUAACCCUAAAUCAAGGCAGGUUUUGGACUGUAAAAAGGAACUGCCUGAGACUUCUGCUAGCUUUAAGGCACCAAACCCUGUGUCACUUAUGUAGGACUUACACAUCGAUGUGCUGCCUUGUUCUUGAAAAAAAAGCUGGUCUUAAAAGAAAUUAAUUGCAUACAGGUACUAGUGAUUUUUUUUAAGACAACUGCACUUAAAGUAGGUUCACUUGCUACGGAAAGUUGGAAAGUAUUUUAGACCUCUGCAGUGUGGCAGAAAAAUGGGAAAAGAAGAUAAUUGUUCAGAAUGUCUGAAGGGAAGUCAGAUAAGAAUUCCAUCAUUGCCCAGGAAAGAGUGACUCUGAACAAGUUGCCCCAGAGCAAAUGAAGGUAUGGAUUUAUGGUCUGGUAGCUCUUGAAGUGUGUAUUCACACCCUAUAAUGAAUGUUCCAGAGCUUGUGCCGUAAAGUGAGACUUAGUUUGCUGUGUUUACUGGAGAGGGGGUGAAAGGUUGGUAUAAGUGAAUACCACAGGGUAUCAGCUGCACUAUAAAUGUUUAUACCCUCAUUUGCUGCAGGGUAAUUUCUUUUUGUAGGUUCACCUUCAUAACUGAGAACUUAAUUGCUGCAAAAA